GAGAUGGAGCGUCAACAACAGUUCGUGGUCCUGUGGUUGGUAUUCGCGGUUCUGGUGUACGAUAACCAUGGUUACGUGUCGAACCGGAGAGUGAAAAACCAGAGGCCGGGAGUGCGGAGCUACCCCGACGAUGACAAGAACGGCGGCAGCGGUGACAUCUCCGAAAUAAACGUUUGCGCGCUCGAACAGAAAACUACUAUCAACUUGUACUGUUAUUGCGACGACCCGAAAUCGCACGCGGCCACGUCGGCCGACUGUUGGGUGUUCAACAACGGCGAGCCCAGCGACUCGGCUGUAUGGCGCGAGUUCGGGUCGCAGUCGAACGUGACCAAGCUGACAUUCAACGUGCGCGGAACCUCGUCCAAGACGCUGUCGUUCGUGCCCACCGAGGCGUUGGCCCGGAUGCCCGAGCUCCGGACGCUGGAGAUCGUGUACGCAAACAUCGGGACAGUGCACUCGCACGCGUUCGCCAACCUGUCCCGGUUGCAGGACCUGGCGCUGGUCCGGAACAACAUCGUGCAGCUGGCCCGGAACUCGAUCGCGUACAUGGAGGAUCUGCGCGUGGUCACGCUCGGCGACAACGCUAUCGAGAGCAUCAGCAACGACGUAUUCGCCCGGCUACCCGCGCUCCGGAAGCUGUACAUGGACCGGAACAACAUCAGCUUCAUUGCCGAGGGGGCGUUCGAGCAGCUGCGAAAGCUCGAAGAGCUCGACCUUUCCGACAACAGGUUGACCGGAUCGCUGUCCAGGUACGUGUUCCUCGGCUUGGUGUCGGUAAAGCGGCUGGACAUGCGGGCGAACCACUUGGACCGGGUGGGCCCAGACGCAUUCGCAGAACUGGUGUGCCUCGAGGAGCUCGUUCUGGAGGACAAUCUCAUAAAGAAGAUCGACGGCAGGGGAUUUUCCGGACUUCCUAACCUCCAGCGGCUGAUCUUGGCAGAAAACCGAUUGACCGCUAUUGACGACCGCACGUUCCAUGAUCUUGAAAAGCUGAAGUUCAUCGACAUCAGAUACAACAACCUGCAAACGCUCACGUUCGGCGCCGUGGAACCGAUCUUGGAACGGCUUCGGAACUCGACGUUCUUUUUCCAUUUUAAAGGUAACAUGUUCGAAUGCGACUGCGGCCUGUUGUGGAUGAACCGAUUGGCCGUCGAGACGAACAACGAACAGGUGGAACGCGAGCUAACGACCGCCCAAUGUCAGAUGAACGACACGGCCGACAACGACGGCGGCGACUUGGCCGAUUUGAAAGUGUCUGGCCCGCGGAGCGCUUACGGCGACGGUGGCUACGGCGCGAACCAAGUGGACGCCGAUACGACGGUGGACAAGGCGAUAUCGGUUGGCGGCGUCGGUGGAGGAAUGGUGGGCGGGGUCAACGGGGGAUUUCCCAAGUCACUCGACGAAUCGCAGGUGAUCGCCGUCAGCACGUUGAACGAGGACACGUGCCCGGGCAAGGAGCAGCCGCUCGUGGACGGGGCGCCGGACGCGGCCCAAAAUUCGGACCGCGUGCUCUGGGAGUCGACCAAGUCGGCGGCGGGCACAGGCUCCGUUCUCCGAGCGCCACUCGGUCGGUCGACCCUGCCCGUUCUCGUCUCGGUGGUCGCCAUCAUCGUUUCACGUCGCUGUUAGGCCAACAACUACACGUCCUCUCGCGCGAUCAUAUUAUUAUAUGUUAUUAUAAUAAUAUUAUAUUAUAUAAACUUACAUAAAUACGUUUUCGAUUAAGGUUUAUGUGUGUGCGGGUGUGCGGGUGUGAGGGUGCGUGGGUGUAARGGGUGGCCAAACGUCGUACACGAAACGUGCGUAAAUGAUAUCGACACGAUAAAAUAAAAUAAUUUAAUAUAUAUAUAUAUAUAUAUGGCACACUGCGCAUCAUUGCGUACCUCGCCUAUAUAUAAUAUUAUGUCCGUCGUCGCGGUUUAUACUUUUUAGAUGCGAUCAUAUUAUAUUGUAGUAACAUUGUAUUUUCCUUCGCUACCGGUGCGGUUUCCAAAUCGCUUGAAAUUUCGCAUAAUUAACCAAAAUAUAUUAUAGGCACUGCGCAAUCAUCCACAUGUUUGCAGUUACAUGUCGCUGAAAAUGCAUUUUUCCAAUGUAAARCAUCAACAACUAUACAUCGCUACACAUUUGCAGUAUGAUGAUAAUAUAAUGUAGGCAAGUACUCGUGACGAAAUAACGGUAUUAUCAUUCAGGUAUGUAUAGGUACCGUUCACGAAUUUAUUGUUUAUUUUCGAACUCGUUUCGUGUUUUUUACGCRUACGAUUUAAAGAAAAAAAAACCAUAACAUUCUUUGCACCGUAACGAUUCGUAAAGAUUAUUAAAAUAUAAUAUAAAAUAAAAUAAUACAAACAUAUUUUACAUUAAAACUGCAUAAUUUUUCUGACAGUUGAUAAAAUAAUAAUAUUAAGGGGUUAACGCGGCCUCAAUUUUAAUAUAAUAAUAUUUAGAACGAAUCGACGAGCCGACAGAACGUAUAAACAUAAGAAGCGGAAUGUGCGGCCACCCUAAAUAUUAUACAUAAACAUAUUAUGUAGUUUAUAUGAUAUAUAUAUAUAUAGAUUUAGAUAUACCUAGA
Diuraphis noxia (Russian wheat aphid) is the source of this 2575-nucleotide messenger RNA. RefSeq names its product leucine rich repeat protein connectin. The record is from RefSeq and is a predicted model, not a curated record. Lineage: Eukaryota; Metazoa; Arthropoda; Insecta; Hemiptera; Aphididae. Gene Ontology annotation, molecular function: protein binding.